CUCUCUCUCCCGAGUGGGCUAGCUAUUUUUAGCCUUCCAUAAUCCAGACUCCAAGGCAGCGGCGGAACAGAGGAUCGGGGAGAAGAGGAGGAAGGAGAAGGAGGCGGCAGCGCCGCGACGGCGAGUCACCGUUCUCAUUGCAAGGAGGCCGGCGGCGAGGCGGAAACGAGGCAACGGGUUGCGGAACCAUCGCGCGCGGCGUCGGGGGCGCGGUAGUGCCGCCGGAGGGGGAAUGAAGUCGCCAUUGCGGAGGCUGCGGGGCUUCGGCCACAACCACCCCAAGGAGCGCAGGGGCCACCAGCCGCCGCCGGCCAAGCUCGACGAGCUCGUGUGCGCCAGCCAGGAGGUGGAAGACAUGAGAAACAGCUACGAUGGCUUGAUUUCAGCUGCAGCCGCAACAACAAAUAGCGUAUAUGAGUUUUCAGAGGCUCUCGAGGAACUUGGAGGUUGCUUUCUCGCGAAAACUGCACUAAAUGGCGAUGAUGAUGAUAGUGGUAGAGUGCUGAUGAUGCUGGGAAAGGUCCAAUUUGAAUUACAAAAAUUUGUCGAUACUUAUCGCUCAAAUAUCAUUCAUACAAUCACAACCCCAUCGGAGUCUCUUCUCAAGGAGCUACAAACUGUAGAGGAAAUGAAGCAGCAGUGCGACAUGAAAAGAGAGGCAUAUGAAGCAAUGAGGGCAUCUUAUAGGGCAAAAGGAAGGUCAAGGCAUUCCAAAAUUGAAUCAUAUUCUGCAGAGCAACUGCAAACUUCUUUCGCUGAGUACCAAGAAGAUGCAGCACUGUUCAUAUUUCGCUUAAAAUCAUUGAGGCAAGGGCAAUUUCAUAGUCUUCUAACACAGGCUUCUCGCCAUCAUGCUGCUCAGCUAAGCUUUUUCAGGAGAGGGUUGAAGUGUCUUGAAGCACUCGAACCUCAUGUAAAAGCAAUAGCUGAGAAACAGCAUAUUGACUACCAGUUCAGUGGUCUUGAGGAUGAUGUAUCUGACAAUGGAGAUUACAGCUCUGACCAGGAUGAUUGCAGUGACGGAGACCUUAGUUUCGACUAUGAAAUAAAUGACAAGGAUCAAGAUUUUCUUCCUUCUAGAGGUUCAAUGGAUUUGGAUAAAAGAGAUGUGACAAAUUCCCCACAGCCAGUAAAAGAAAGCAAGCAGGAAGAGAUCAAACAAAUCAAGGGUGAUGUUAUAACUCCACAAGUGAAGCCUGAGUUUAACACACAUUCAGCACCAAUUCUUGCUGGCAAUUUACCAGAUCCAUCCGAGAGGUUUUGGCAAAUGAAGCCAUCUUCAGCCAAACAUUCGUACAAACUCCCAACACCAGUUGAUGACAAUAACGUCAGAUCAGUAGGUGCUCACAGAACACAUCAUUCACAACUGUUUGAAAGUAAACCUCAUGUUGCGACGAAUUUGUGGCAUUCAUCUCCGUUGAUUAAGCCGAGUGGCCAUGUGAAAAUGCCAUCAAGUACCGAGGGGAUAUCGACAUUCUCCCAGUCAGUUUCUGAUUACAAGAAGAUGAAGAUGGAAUCUUGGUCUGGUCCAAUUCCAAGCAAACCAGGGUUAAGCAAGCCAUCUUCUCUGAAUGAUCGCAGGUCACCCAUGACACAACAUCAUGCGAUGCCAGGAAAUCCACAAAGUCAUUCUCGGCAGCCAUCAUCUGUGUCCCCAAAAGUGUCCCCCAAGAUGUUGCCACAUCCAACAAAAUCACCGAAGAUCAGCGAGCUUCAUGAGCUGCCUAGGCCUCCAGCCAAUGUGGAGUCCCUAAGGCCUUCUGGCUUGGUCGGUUACUCUGGUCCUCUGGUAUCAAAACGUCAGACUCAAAUUCCUGCAGCACCAGCCCGGGCAUCACCGACUGCAUCACAAACCCCCUCGCCACUUCCACUACCGCCUGCUACCCUCACUCGCAGCUAUUCCAUACCCUCAAACAGCCAGAGGAUACCCAUCAUCACUGUGAAUAGAUUGUUGGAGGUUAGAAAUAGCAGGGAGGGCAGUGAUAUUUCUUCCCCUCCACUCACUCCUUUGUCGCUGACUGAUUUGUCCCAGCAGCAAGCAGCAAAAACAAGUAGCACAAGGAUUAUGAAGGGAACCUUGUGACACAUACCAGCUAAAUGCAGACUGAUUUUAGACGAUUUUGUAUGUAAGUAGUGACGUAUUGUAGGUUCAUAUAAUCAUAUUCAUGACAUUCUUUCAUUGUACUGUCUGCGUUGUGAAUGAAAAGGACGCAAAAGUAAUGUACUUUGAUCAUGUAAUGCAAGAACAUUGAACCUCCGGUUCAGUUUUCUGCACUAGUUGUCAGAUGAAAGGGCUGCUUUCUCAGUUUUUUUUUUCAA
Molecule: messenger RNA, 2319 nt
Organism: Panicum hallii
Lineage: Eukaryota; Viridiplantae; Streptophyta; Magnoliopsida; Poales; Poaceae
Exons: 11
Coding region: 233-2083 (616 amino acids)
Cellular component (GO): cytoplasm
Molecular function (GO): protein binding
Source: RefSeq, a predicted model, not a curated record